This is a messenger RNA of Exophiala aquamarina CBS 119918, 792 nucleotides long. RefSeq lists its product as uncharacterized. Gene Ontology annotation, cellular component: trans-Golgi network; membrane. NCBI's taxonomy places the organism in Eukaryota, Fungi, Ascomycota, Eurotiomycetes, Chaetothyriales, Herpotrichiellaceae. The record is from RefSeq and is a predicted model, not a curated record. Gene Ontology annotation, biological process: endoplasmic reticulum to Golgi vesicle-mediated transport. Bases 205 to 792 code for a protein of 195 amino acids. The transcript has 3 exons.
GAAGUUGAGCCGGAUGAGCCCUCUUACGGCACAUCCGACCGGACACCCUUGACCGGCAACAUCCAAUCUUCUUCGCAGACGCCGAUCAACCAAGGCUAUUUGACUUCUCGGAUCCCAGGCGAAGACAGAAGAGCUCCACAGAACACGAUCGACGAGAGCGUAUGGGAGACGGUGUCGCGAGAUCUGCUCGCAGUGUGGGAAAAGAUGAAGCAAGUGCUCUGGCCCAAAUACCUUCUUGGUGGUAUCCUACAAAGGCAGGGAGCAGGUAUAGGCGAUGCAGAAAGCCAAGGGUUCGGACGUGACCUGCGCGGAUUGGUAGGAAGAUGGCCAGAUGCAGAUGGCAUUCUUCAAGGGGGCAUGAGCGAUGGUCUACGAGAUUGGGACCUAUGGGGCCCUCUCAUUUUCUGCCUACUUCUCAGUAUGUUCCUGUCGCUGGGGGCUCCGGCCAGCCAGAGUGAUCUGGUAUUCUCAGGGGUAUUCUCGCUGGUAUGGAUCGGUGAGGCUGUGGUCACCCUUCAGAUCAAGUUGCUAGGAGGCAACAUAUCCUUCAUGCAAUCUGUCUCGAUUAUCGGCUACACAUUGUUUCCGUUGACGAUAGCAGCACUCCUCAGCGCUGUUGGCCUGCCGACUAUUGCGCGAAUACCGGUGUAUGUCGUCCUAGUUGCCUGGUCUCUGGCGGCCGGAGUGAGUAUUCUGGGAGGAUCGGGCGUGGUCAAAAACCGGGUGGCACUGAGUGUAUAUCCUCUCUUCGUCUUCUAUGUUGGGCUAGGGUGCCUGUGUUUUAUCAGCUAA